Molecule: messenger RNA, 1588 nt
Organism: Hylaeus volcanicus
Lineage: Eukaryota; Metazoa; Arthropoda; Insecta; Hymenoptera; Colletidae
Gene: SPARC
Product: SPARC
Exons: 6
Coding region: 161-1078 (305 amino acids)
Biological process (GO): anatomical structure development
Molecular function (GO): calcium ion binding; protein binding; collagen binding
Source: RefSeq, a predicted model, not a curated record
ACUGUGCUCACUUGCUUCAGUCAGUACCGGUCCAGCAACCGAUUUGGAGGGCUCUUUUGAGCGUUCCCCGAAAACGGUCAGAGAAAGGACCAGCCCGUGACGCUGAAAACCAGGGAAAGGAACGCGAAUCGCUAAAAGAGAAUCCGCUCGAGAAAUCGCAAUGCGGACGAAACUGCAGCUCCUUUUAUUCGCGUUGCUGUUGCUGGGCCUUUUCCUGGACACAUCGGCACAGCGACGAAGAAAACUUCGCCGUCGUACGACCACGUCGACGGAAGCCAGCGUCCAAGAUGAGGUCAUGAACAUGCUUGAGGCUGACGAAAUUGCCGAGGAGGCAGCGCAGGACGCUGAGGUCACCGUCGAAGAUGACAGGAACGAGGCCGGAUCGAAGCAGAGCUUGCUCCGUAUGGACCCGUGCUUGGAGAAACACUGUGGCGCAGGACGAGUUUGCAAGAUCGUCAACGAGGAGAGCGCUGAAUGCGUUUGUGUCGAUGUCUGCGACGAAGAAGUCGAUCCUAGACGAAAGGUUUGCACCAAUUACAACGAAACGUACGGUAGCGACUGCCAGGUUUACCAGGCUCGAUGUUUCUGUGAAACUGGCGACGCCAGGUGCGCUGGACCUGACAAUCAACACGUUCACAUAGAAUACUAUGGUGAAUGCAGACAAAUGCCUAUGUGCAAAGAGGAAGACAUGGCUGACUUCCCAAGGCGUAUGCGUGACUGGCUGUUCAACAUCAUGAGAGAUCUGGCCGAUCGUCAAGAAUUACCGUCGCACUACUUGAAAAUGCAACGCGAAGCUGAAACGAAUCACACGUUACGUUGGACGAACGCUGCCAUUUGGAAGUGGUGCGAUUUAGACGGGCAUCCUCACGACAGGGCUGUUUCCAGGCACGAACUUUUCCCUAUCAGAGCACCCUUGAUGGCUCUCGAGCACUGCAUCGCGCCGUUCCUCGACUCGUGCGAUAUUAACAACGAUCAUAAAAUUACCCUCAUCGAAUGGGGUAAAUGCUUGGAACUUGACGAGGACGAUUUGGAUGACAAGUGCGGCGAGUUGGCUGAAGCAGCAAACUCCGACCAAUAAUAACGUAGAAAUUCAAACGACACGCGGUAGUGGUUACGGCUGGAUAAACGAACGGAAGAGAGAAGAAAGCGAGAGAGUAAACACACGGUGUAUAGGACCGACGAAAGGGCGAGGAAUGAGAAAAAUGGCGGGAAAAAUUCCAAGUAAACCGUUGCACAGCGAACAACGCGCAUGUCUGCGCACAGACUCGUCGAUAUUGCAACCCAUCAUGGCCGUGCCAACCGCUGUUUUAGACAGCCCUCUCUAAUAAUAUAGAGAUGUGUACGUUAGGGACUACACGCGAUAAUUAUAUAAUAUUUUUUUUAUAAGCUCAGAACCGCCUGCCAUGUAAUGGUUCGAAGAGAAACAUGACAUACCUGCUCUUUUUUCCCUCCCUACACUAUAAUCUUUAAUAUUAUCCCCGUAGCAAUGACGUAUGUACGUAUUUUCUCUAUACACACCUGUAUACAUGUUUUGUAUAAAUUUAUUAUGUGACUGCCUUUUUAUCAAUAAAGAGUAAUAUACACUUUG